CGAUCCGAUGACCCGAUUACGGUCAGCUAAGCUCGCCACGAACCGUGCCCACUCCGACAGUGCUCGGUCGCUCGUCGGACAGCUCAGAAGCUCCGCCGUUUCCGGUGGCGAUUCGGUGGAUCGCACCGUCGAUUCUCCCUCUCUCUCUCGCUCGCAUCGCUCGUCGGCGAACCCCCCGAUUCGGAUCGCCGGAUUCUUGUCCGAAAGCAAUCGCCAUGGGAACUUCAGAGUCCACGCUCUCGGGAUCGCAGAGACCCGCCGACGAAAUCACCACCGUCUCCGAGCGGCGGGAGGGCGUCGAUCCCGUCCUGGAGAAGCUCAAGUCCCUCAAGAUCACGCCUCCCAUACUCACGUCGCUGCUGUCCGAGAGCAGCUUGACCGACAUUUUGGUUAGGAAGCCACCGUCUUCGUCGGCUCCAGCUAUUGGAAUGGUUGAUAUAGGGACUGUGAAUCCGAAGGUGCUACUGGAGCUAUUCUCAAUGUACCGUGAUUGGCAGGAGGAGAAGGUCCAAAAGAUUGGCAAGAAACAGGAAGAAAUAGAGAACAAGAUAGAACUUGUGGAUGCUUUAGCUGUGAAACUUCUCCAGCGAUUUAAUCACUCUGUGUCAGCAAUGAAGACCACCUCUCAACAUUUAUCAGAAGUUCAUGCAUUACAAGUGGAGCUUGGGGAACUUAAGGGGAGAUUGACAGAGGUCAUUAGUAACUGCGAUGCCCUAUGCAAGAGGAUAGAGUUGGAAGGGCCGGAAUCUCUUCGAUCAUUGGUGACACCAUUUGUUGCCAGGACCACCAAAUCAUACGACUCCAGUAGUUCAUUACAAAGCGUCCUUGAGAGUAGUCCGGCUUCUACGGACUCAAAAACAGGCUGACCGAUGCUUUUAUUCAUUUUUUUCUCGUCCCUCUUUUUUGUCCGAGGGAAGUGUAAUUAGCCAUUCUUGAUCAAGAUCGAGUGCAUUUGGAGGAAGCGACCCGUUGCUGUUGUCUAAUUCAUCAAUGGACUCGAUCUGGAGGAUUAGUUUCCUGAAUCAUAUGCGGUAUAGCCCAUGUUAUGCAACUUAUCUUUUUCGGCCAUUUAUGCAGAAUUAGUUGAAAGAGCUUUCUUGAAAUGGAGUGAUAGGAAGUAUUGGCAGUCUGUAAGCAUUGUUGUUGACAGUCGUGAAUAGCAGAUGCUUAAUGCAUA
This is a messenger RNA of Syzygium oleosum, 1177 nucleotides long. RefSeq lists its product as uncharacterized. The record is from RefSeq and is a predicted model, not a curated record. The transcript has 6 exons. Bases 216 to 866 code for a protein of 216 amino acids. NCBI's taxonomy places the organism in Eukaryota, Viridiplantae, Streptophyta, Magnoliopsida, Myrtales, Myrtaceae.